Molecule: messenger RNA, 1825 nt
Organism: Arachis duranensis
Lineage: Eukaryota; Viridiplantae; Streptophyta; Magnoliopsida; Fabales; Fabaceae
Product: indole-3-pyruvate monooxygenase YUCCA2-like
Exons: 3
Coding region: 184-1422 (412 amino acids)
Biological process (GO): auxin biosynthetic process
Molecular function (GO): NADP binding; flavin adenine dinucleotide binding; N,N-dimethylaniline monooxygenase activity
Source: RefSeq, a predicted model, not a curated record
UUUGAGGCUUUUAAUUAACACAUACACAUCUUUAAUUAAUUAGCACUGGUCGAUCAUCAUCAAUACUCAGUACCCACAACACAACAUACACUAGUACUACAUACUAGUUCAUAAUCUCACUCUCUCUCUCUAUAUAUAUUGGAACCCAGUAAGAGAGAGAGUGAGUGAGUACAAUAUUUAGAAAUGAAGUACAUGAAGGAAGUAGAAGGAAAAAGCAUCCAUGAUUGGAGAAUGAGGAGGAGAAGAAAGGAAAGUAUAUGGAUUCCGGGAGCAGUGAUAGUGGGAGGAGGGCCAUCAGGGGUGGCAGCUGCGGCAUGUCUGAAGCAGAAAGGUAUCCCAUCGGUGGUUCUUGAAAGGGCUCAUUGCUUGGCAUCAAUGUGGCAGCUCAAGACCUACGACCGCAUGCGCCUUCAUCUUCCUAAGCACUUGUGCCAGCUUCCUCUCAUGCCAUUCCCCUCCAACUUCCCCUCUUAUCCAACCAAACACCAGUUUGUUUCUUACCUCAAGGCCUACGCUGAUCAUUUCGACAUCAAGCCGUGCUUUGGAAAGACUGUGGUAAGUGCUGAGCUUGAUGACAGAAUUGGGCACUGGAGAGUGAAGACGGAGACACAAGACGAGUACGUCAGUAAGUGGCUCAUAGUGGCCAGCGGAGAGAACGCGGAGGAGGUGGUGCCUGAGGUCGAAGGGAUGGAUGAGUUUGCAGGGCCCAUAAUUCACACAAGCUCGUAUAAGAGCGGAGCCAUGUUCAGUGGGAAUAAUGUUUUGGUGGUUGGUUGUGGAAACUCCGGAAUGGAGGUUUGUUUGGAUCUAUGCGAACAUAAUGCUCGCCCAUCCCUUGUCGUUAGAGAUUCGGUGCAUAUCUUGCCGCAGCAGAUGUUUGGGAGAUCAACAUUUGGAGUGUCCAUGGGGUUACUGAAAUGGUUCCCAAUAAACGUUGUGGAUAAGUUCUUGCUUGUAAUGUCGCACAUCAUGCUUGGGGACACUGCCCGAUUCGGACUUCAACGUCCCAAACUUGGCCCUCUGCAGCUCAAGAACUUAUGUGGAAAGACACCAGUCUUGGAUGUUGGAACACUUGCUCACAUCAAAUCUCGAAAAAUUAAGGUUUGCCGUGGAAUCAAACGACUAACACGCCAUGCGGUGGAGUUCGUUGAUGGCAAAAUAGAGAAUUUUGACGCCAUUAUUCUCGCAACGGGAUACAAAAGCAACGUACCCUUAUGGUUAAAGGGAAGCGACAUGUUUUGUGAGAAAGAUGGGUUUCCGAGGAAGCCAUUCCCAAAUGGAUGGAAAGGUGAAAAUGGACUUUAUGCCGUGGGUUUCACCAAACGUGGCCUUCUUGGUGCAUCCAUUGACGCUAUCAGAAUUGCACAGGAUAUUGCACAUUCCUGGAAAAAAGAAGGAUAUUGUACCCUCCCAAUUCCAUGAUUAAUCUUGAAUGUUUCAGGCUCGGCUAGCUAGCAAGACAAAAAAAAUGUAUAUAUAUAUUCCCACUUUCUAUUUAUACAAAAUUAAAUAUACAGUUUUGUCUCCGUAUACUAUAGUCCAAUCUCAACGUAUACCGUAACUGCAGGCGCAGAAGAAAAGAAAAAGGCACAAAUAAAAUGCGUGCGCCACAGAUCAGAUCCCUCUGUACGUUGAUCCAUUCAAGAAAACAUUGAUUAGGGUUAAGUUAAUUACUAUUUACGUACUCUUAAUUUAGUGGGUUGAGAUUAAAUUAAAUUAAGUCGGUGCUUAAUGAACAUAUUACAAUCAGUAGUUAGCUAUUAGCUUGAAUUGCAUACAUGUACAUUAUGAUUGUCAUAUCUACCUACCUGCUAGCUACUAACUA